This is a messenger RNA of Hylaeus anthracinus, 2739 nucleotides long. RefSeq names its product dnaJ homolog subfamily C member 11. Gene Ontology annotation, biological process: cristae formation. NCBI's taxonomy places the organism in Eukaryota, Metazoa, Arthropoda, Insecta, Hymenoptera, Colletidae. The record is from RefSeq and is a predicted model, not a curated record. Bases 100 to 1782 code for a protein of 560 amino acids. The transcript has 8 exons.
GAGUCUUUCGUAACCUAUGAAAGCAGAAGACCAAGUCGAGGAAAAUAUCGGUGUUCGUGUUGCGAACGGCUCGCCAACCGAAAAACUCAGAGAAUUAACAUGGACGACGAUAACGAUCAGGACAACCCGACCGAGGAUGACUACUACACGUUCCUGAACAUCCCCAAAAACGCAACUGCAGAUGAAAUCAGCAAUGCAUACCGCAGACAGAGCAGACUGUACCACCCCGACAAGCACACGGAUCCUCUACUUAAGAAGGAAGCAGAAAUUUUAUUCAAUCGUACCAAGAAAGCGUACGAAGUCCUAAGGGAUCCCCAUAAGAGAGCUAUCUACGACUCCGUGGGAAUCCGAGGUCUGGAAAUAGAAGGAUGGGAGAUCGUGCAACGUACCAAAACACCUCAAGAGAUCAGAGAGGAGUACGAGCGGCUCGCGCGAGAGAUCGAGGAGAGCAGGCUGCAGCUGCACACGAACCCUAAAGGCAGCAUUACGGUCAAUGUCAAUGCCACGGAUCUCUUUAACAGAUACGACAACGACUACGACGACAGCAGGGAUCUACUGUCGUGCAUCGAAGUCAGCGGAAUGUCGUUCACGCAGUCCAUAGAAGCGCCUCUUACGUUAAGAGACACGGUAACCAUGUAUGGGGAACUAGGUACGCAGAACGGGACGGGUUCUGGUUCUAUAAACGUCUCCGCGAGACGGUUGGUCUCGUCGAAAGGCUGGAUGGAACUCGACGUGGGCGCUGGCAAUGGACCUACGGUGUCCGUGAAAGGCUUUCGUACGUUAACGAGGAGAUUGUUCUGCGACGGGGCGAUGAUACUCCAAUUCACGUCGCGAGAAAUAAGGCCUGGCAUCAUAGGAACGCUUGCGAUGCAGCUGGACAAAAAUACAGUGGGCUACCUGACGUACAGGGCAGGAAUACAGAGCGCCAUGACUACAAUGAUCGUCAGGGACACGUCCAGAUCUUACACGGCGUUUUCGAUACACUUGGGUAUCCUGCAGUCUUUCGUCAGUCUUAAUUAUACUUAUAAAAUGGAGGAGAAGCAGAUGAAGCUUCGCGGGAGUAUAAAGGCUGGCACGUUCGGAGCACUAGUCGAAUACGGAGCAGAGAAGAAAGUAUCGCGACACAGCAGCCUCGCCGCCGCGGUGCGCGUCGGAUUGCCAACGGGUGUCACGCUUAGACUGAAAUUGAAUCGUGCCUCGCAAACAUACACGUUCUCCAUUCAUUUGAGCGACGAGAUCCUCCCGGCUCCCGUGUUCUACGCCACUGUUAUACCGUUGAUCACCUGGACCAUCGUGAAGAAAGUGGUGAUCGACCCGGUGGUGAGGGAACGAGAGGAACGGAAGAAGGAGAAGCAGAAGGAGAUGAACAAAACGAGGACCAUGGAGAAGCAGAAGGAAGCGAAGAUCGCUACCGAAUUAAUGAAAGCAACCGUUAGUAGAAUAAGAGCCGAGGAGGAGGCUAAGAAGGGAUUAAUCAUCACCAAAGCCUUGUAUGGACGAUUUGUGUACCCUCAAGAGGAGCGAUCCGGUUCCGAGGAACAUUUACACAGGGACGAAGUGAUAGACGUAACCAUUCCUUUGCAAUGUUUAGUGAAGGACUCGAGGCUGGUUCUACACGAUGCGUCCAAGAGCCAAUUGCCAGGAUUUUACGAUCCAUGCGUCGAGGAGGAGAAGCAAUUGUUAGUGCAAUAUCUGUUUCGUACUCAGACGCACGAAUGUAUUAUAAAGGACAACGCACCCCUCAGAAUACCAUUAUCAUCACACUUAGUAAACACGACAUGACGUAUGCGACAUCGUAAGAAAAUAAAAUGAAAUCGUCGCGGUACCGCGACGAUGGCUUCUACUGCUUCGAGGUUUUUUAAAUCAUUCUUAGAUUAAACUUAUGCAAAUAUCAUGUUGAAAAAAUUGAGUGUUCAUCAAUAAUUUAUACUUUGUACGAUAAUUUCAUUUUUCCCAAAAUAAUCGUUCGCGCGACAUUGUCGCGACCGUAGGAUCCGAGCGAAGAUAGAGAAUUGAUUCACCUAAACGGCGUGCUCGGAAAUUAAUCAUGCUACAAUUAAUUAGAAUCGUUUGAAAUAUAGAAAAGGAACUAGUUGUACGAAAGUAAUAUCCGAACGUUUUCUAGAAUACAUUCAAGUAUAUAGAUCGUAAUUGUUGAAGUUGCGUUCUCUGCGCAAACAUCGUUACGCUACUUCAAAAAAUUUCAAAUUACUGCCCGUAAGUGUAGUCGACGCGACGAUUGCGUCGAAAACUGUUAAAUAACGAUCGAAUCGUUAAAUGAAGUUGGAAAAAUGCACUUGUUAGUUCGUACGAUACGUCGAUAGAGAUAUUUUGCAUACUAUUCAAUAUAUCGAAAGGGCACACCGGUCCCCAGAAAUUCCCACGGAAUAACGACACGCCUGUCGGACUACAAAUGUUCCGUGUUAUAGUUCGUUAGCGUAUGAAAUAUUUCUUCCACCAAGAAUAAAGUUUAUAUAAUUGUAUAAAUUAUAUAAAUUUCGAAAGAAAAAAAAAAAAAAUAACAAUCAUGUGUUCGUUUAUCUGAUAUAAUGCUGUACAGCUCAAUAUACCAAGCAAUCUAACUUUACAUACCAAUUGCUUGGUAAGUUAUGCGAAAUGGAAUCGUAUUUAAGACUUUCACUGUUAUUCUUGUCUUACGAUAGCUCAAGGAAACAUAAAUGUAGCUUACAUCUUAGUUUAAAAAAUAUAUUUGGAAUGGAUACAUUUAUUUAUCGCAAA